Messenger RNA from Aspergillus uvarum CBS 121591, 1707 nucleotides. RefSeq names its product sphingosine kinase. The record is from RefSeq and is a predicted model, not a curated record. The transcript is spliced from 3 exons. Gene Ontology annotation, cellular component: cytoplasm; intracellular membrane-bounded organelle; membrane. NCBI's taxonomy places the organism in Eukaryota, Fungi, Ascomycota, Eurotiomycetes, Eurotiales, Aspergillaceae. Bases 115 to 1551 code for a protein of 478 amino acids. Gene Ontology annotation, biological process: sphingosine biosynthetic process.
CAACAAAUCAACCACUAGACUAAUCUUGAUCUUAUCUUUGUUCUAUGUAAUUUUUAAUCUGCUACCAUUGACUACCUCAACAGAAAUAUUUUCAAAUCCCCUAUCCAUCACGCAAUGAAUCCACCUCAACCCCCAACCACACUCAAAGUAGACAAGGCAGUGACUCUCUCCCUAGAAGAUGACUUCGUCACCGUAACCGAUAACCGUCCCUCCUCACGCGGACGGACGAGAACCAAGAAAUAUUGCUGCGGGUUAUUAUCCACACGAGAACACCAAUCCAACUACAAGCUCGACCGCUACGGCAUCAUCAACGCAGAAGUCACCACCAACAAUCUCACAAUCACCUACGUCGACGGCAACGAUCUAGACAUCAUCCACUAUCCCAUCCGCCCCGACGAACACGCUCAAGCCACCACCUGGACGCAGCACCUGCUAGCCCGCGCCUACGGCCAAGCACAACCCUUCAAACGCCUCAAGGUAAUCAUCAACCCGUUCUGCUCCGGCGCAGUGACCAAAUUCCGCACGCUCGCUGCGCCGAUCCUCGCCGCGGCACACUGCCACAUCGAUGUCGAGGAGACACGCUACAAAGGCCACGCCAGUGAGAUUGCGGAGCAGAUUGAUCUCGACGCCUACGACGCGAUCGUGUGCUGCUCGGGCGACGGGCUGCCGCAUGAGGCGUUCAACGGGCUGGCGCGCCGGCCGGAUGCCGUCAAGGCGCUGACGACGAUGGCCGUGGCCAUGAUUCCCUGCGGAUCCGGCAACGCGAUGGCGUGGAAUCUGUUCGGGACGGACGACGUCGCGCAGGCGGCGCUGACGAUUGUGAAGGGCCUCAAAAUGCCCCUGGAUUUGCUCUCGGUCACCCAGGGCGAUCGGCAUACGGUGUCCUUCCUGUCGCAGUCUUUGGGCGUGCUGGCGGACUCGGACCUCAAGACGGAGCAUCUGCGGUGGAUGGGUGAUCAUCGCUUCAUCUAUGGCGUUCUCACUACGAUUGCGCAGCGGACGGCGUAUCCCUGUGAGCUGGCUUUUAAGACGGUCAUUGGGGAUAAGGUGGAGAUCCAGGAGUAUUACGAACUUGCGAGGGUCCGGUUGUUGGAGUCGUCGGAUGUGGUGACUGAAGAAUCGAGGGCGGGUUCGAGUGGCCUGCCGCUGAAGUAUGGCACGGUCCUCGACGAUAUCCCGGAGGACUGGGAGGUGGUCUCCGGCGAAGGUUUGUCGAGCUUUUACGCCAGUAAUAUGGCGAUUGUGGCCAAGGAUACGAACUUCUUUCCGGCCGCGUUACCCAGCGACGGACUCUUGGAUGUCAUGACGGUGUUCGACACGAUUGGGAUCGUAGGGGCACUCGACGCUACCGUCAAGCUGCCUCAGGGAAAAUGCUUUGAGCUCGGCGAUGUGCACAUGCAGAAGGUCUCGGCGUACCGUCUUACGCCCAAGGAGAAAGAGGGGUGCAUCAGUGUGGAUGGUGAGUGGUAUCCGUUUGAGGCCUUCCAGGUAGAAGUGCACCAGGGUCUGGGUCGGGUGCUCUCAAAUUUGCGUCAUGCAUACCACGUAUGAACCACAUGCAAGCGUUCGCAGGAUGCACGAGGUUUGGAGCACAGUCAUGCAGGGACCCUUUUAUGGAUGAUUUCACAGAAGUUCAGAGUCUUUGAGUGGACUGGCCCUUGAGCUUGGAACAGGAAAAUAGGAGGAACUCGCGGAGGGCCCAGAGGC